AUGCCAAAGAGUGAGAAAAAUAGUGACAACUUAGACAUAUUUGGAAGGUCACUUUCAUAUCAUUUAUCUCGGUGUUGUGAAGUGCAUAUAGAGAGUAUUAUUGAUGAUAUUGAACCUUAUUCUCAAGACUGGGAGUCUGGAUAUUCUCCUUUGCAUCUUUGUUUUAUAAGUGGCCAAUAUGAGAAGGCAUUCAAGAUUUACUACCGCUGGCAUACUACGUUUGAAGCCGUAAAUCAUCUCGGGAGGGGUACCAUUCUGGACUUGAAAGAUAGAGAGGGCUUUACCCCAUUAAGAUUACUUAAGGAAUUGAAUGAUUAUUGGCGACUAAGUAGGUUACCCAAUAGUGUGUUACCAAGGGAAAAUUACAAGUCAACACAUGUCGACUGGUCGACAGAUAUCACCAAAUUGCGGCCAUCCAUUCAAAAGUUGCGGAACUGGUACAAGAACAGAGGAUCCCGAAGGUGCUAUACUUUGGGUAAAAACGAUUAUUUCCAGUUGGGAACUGGUGACUCGAAGGCAAGACAAAUUUGGUAUGAGGUCGAGUCAUAUAAGUUGGCUGGAACGGUUCUUGAUGACGCACCACGAUUUCGGGUGUGCUACAUGAAUAAGCGGCAUUCUGUGUUGCUUACGGUCAACAAUCAGAUAUAUUCGUCAGGGAACACAGCUAGGGGGGCCUUAAACAGUGAUUCAGAAAGUUUAAAAUUGCAAAAUUUUCAAUUUGAAAGGGUAUCUUUUGAUCAUAAGGAAACUAUAUCGAGCAUUUCCUCAAGCGACACGCACAAUCUAAUUUUAACAAAGUCCGGAAAGGUGUAUUCAUGGGGUGGUAAUGAAUGUAAUCAAUUGGGAUAUGAGCUUGGCGAAUCAUGUUGUCCGUUUAUACAGCAGGUAUCGAUUAUUCGAGAGAAUCGGAUCUCGUUUGUUUCUUGUUCUAAUGUUCAUUCUUCUGCUUUGGGAGUCGAUGGCUGCUUGUACUCAUGGGGCUCUAAUUCAGGACAAAUGGGGCCAUAUAAACCCCUCAUUUCCCCAUCUUAUAGUGCUUCUGAGCAUGAUGGUAAAAAACCUCAGUGCAUCGUGUGCCAAACGAAUACUCAAAAUGUGCAUGAUUUGAUAUGUCAGGAAUAUGCAACCUUAAUCUGGUCAGAUAAUUACAAACUAUGUGUUCUAUCAGAUUUUAAAAAAUACAAAUUUACGUUAACCAAACCUAGCAUUUUUCAUGGUGAUAACUUUGCCACAUUUAGGCCGUCACUUCCUGCUGACUCACAACGGGUCAUCAAGAUCCGGACGCGUAAUUCCUUUGGUAACAACAUCUGUAUCCUCUAUAAUGAUGGCUCCGUUGGAAUCCUUAAGAUGCAGGAAUCUAAAGAUAUGUGGAGUAAAUUGCCAUCCAUCCCUAACAUUUGCCCAUAUUGGGUUCCACAGACGUGGUUGGACCGCUGUUUAGAUUUUGAUGUCGGGAUGCGAGGUGAGUUGAUUCUAUGCACUGUCGGCGGGGAAGUUUACAUCUCAAAGGGAUUAAACCAGCCGUUCGAACUGAAACCACAGAAAUCUCCCGGUGGAAGGUGUGUUGGUGUGAGCUGCGAUCCAUUAUUUGCCUCCUUUUCUGUUUUUAUAGAUGAUUUUGACAUGCCUAUUAUGAAAUUCUACGACAAUAAUAUUAGUGAAGAUUUACAGCUUUGUUCUGCUGUCUUUGGAGAGGAUUUAGGAGGUCAACUAAAGAAAAAUCCAUUAGAAGCCGUUGAUAUUUGUCUCAAAGAUAAAGUUGGAAACGUUAGUGAGGAACAUGACCGUAAUAUGGAGGGGCAAGAGGUAUCUAUGUUUAAUGAUAGCAGAUUUACAAAUUACUACAGACCCUUUCAAAAACUAAUGUGCCAUAAGGUUGAUGACGCCGUAGGUGCAAGCAUACCUACGAGGCUAAAUAUUAAUUAUGACGUUGAAUUCGUAGAUAAUUCUGGAGUUGUGAUAGGAAGGUGUCACAAAGUUUUGCUAUGUUUACGAUGUCCCUCAGUUAUCGAUAGUUUGGCAGGCAGCUCUCGGAUAUAUGAGAAACCUUUAAAUUCAGGUAACAAGUUGACCAUGAUGAGUGAUUCAGCUUCUAAGUUUUGGCGUAUACAAGUUGCUUCAUCCUCAUCUUCUGCAGUAGAGUAUGCUAUACAUCCAUUGAACUAUGUUCUCCACUUAUUAUACUCUGGAGAAAUAAAUGAUUCACCUAAAAAUGUUCUGAACAUGCCCACAUCAGAAUAUAUCUUGUUUAAGAAAGAAAUCAGAAAAUAUAUGGGUAUGUUGGACCUGUUUCCAAGUUCUACUGAAUUGGUCCGUUCAUUAAACGAGCUCUAUCAGCAUUGCAGCCCGGAAUUUGCUUCAAAAUCAUCAAUACCAUAUCUCUUUCAUCACUUUAAUCUUCCAAAUUUGUUAGAGCUCUAUGCCAAACCUGAUGUUAAAAUAUUGCUGGCUGAUAAAAAGGUUUUGUAUGCCCAUUCUUUCUUAUUGCGAUGCCGCUCCUCAUACUUUCAGGCACUCCUUGACGAUUGCUGGGAUCGCGGUGCGCCAUUGAAUAUGGUACAUGUUUCAGUAACCACAUUUACGGUUAUUUUAAAAUACAUAUAUGCGCUUCCAUUUGAUAAUCUUUUGAUAGAUUUGCCUUCUAAAUCUCCUGCUGAUAUUAUAAAUGACUUGUUUGAUUUGAUUCAGCUUUGUGAGGAAAUAAUGCUAGAUGGAUUGAAAUCCUACUGUGAGGCUGUGUUAUCUAAGUAUGUCCAGCACAAAACCGUUGUACCUAUGUGGAUUAAUGCAAUAUCGCUUAAUUGCUAUGGGCUUACGUAUAUUUGUCUCUGGUAUCUCUAUAACAAUUAUGAAGUAUUGUUUUUUGAAGCCAACCUAGUACUUGUGGAUAAGUAUUUGUCUUCUGAGGACUGGGCUGUAUUCGAAAAGUUUGCGAGGAAAUUGCGAAAUGGAAGAAACGAUGAACUUGACCAAAAGUUUAAUGGUCAGUAUCUUUGUUACCAUGGAUAUAACAAUUUCACUGAUUGGGUUACCGAAUUCAAGUCCAUGCCUUCUAAAUUUAAUGAAAUAUUCAUGGAUCCAGCUUCUAAGUUUGAAGUCAUUCCUGGCCAUAAACGUAAAAAAUCCAAAAUCAAAUCUAAGAAAGCAGCCUCAAAAAGCAAGACUUCUCAUUCUGAGAAAAAUCAGUCCGUGUUUCGUGUGGAUUUGACCAAUAUAAAGCCUGUUAUCAGGCAGUCUGAAAAAGGAGCUCCAAGUUUAUCUGCUUCUUCCAGCAGUUCAUUGCUGUCACUAAACACUACUACUCAGAGCGGGGGAUCAUCUCCUGAAAGUGAAGGCUUUACUGUAGUAUCGAAGUCUCGAAGGAAGGCAAGUCGUGGAUUGCCUACAGACUCUUCUCCGCAAGUAACGCUGUUUACAUCAUCUGAACCACAAAAUAAGAACAUGGCUAUCUUUGAAACUGCUGCCAAGAAGAAAUCUGUACCAAACUCAACUUCCCCUGGAAUUAAAACUGAACUUUCAAUGUUCCCUUCCAUAGAAGCGGCAGUACAGGAACCACUGAAGUUCAAGAAGGUUGUUUCGCCUACCACACCUUCCAUCCCCUUCAAGAAACUCUCUCAAAAGGAACGAAUCAAACUACAAUUGACAAGCACGGACGUAAAUCAAAGUGCCAAGCCUAGGAACCCAAAGCCAGCAUGGGAUACUGCAGCCCGCCCCUCUAGAUCAACAUCAAAUAGUGCAAAUAUAAAAUUGUUCCCCUCUUUGAUGGAUGUUCUGAAGACAGGUGCCUCCAGCACCGGAACAAUUGGCCUUACAACAAAGGGGGAAGCAGGCUCUAUCACAACGUACCUCAGCAAAACUAUAUUUCCACCUCAACAACAACCAUGUAAGCCAUCCACUCAAACCCUUCCGACUGAUCCUACUUUCUCGGAAGGACUGGAUUUCGCUGCAUGGUGGGAUCAAGAAUCUGCACGAGUACAACAGGAAAUAAAGCAACAGGAAACCUACGAAAAACAACUUAAAAUUCAAUUUGGACUUGAAUCAGCUCCGACCAUCAAGAAUGGUAAGCCAAAAUUCAAAAAACUCGACUGGAGCUAA
Messenger RNA from Eremothecium cymbalariae DBVPG#7215, 4095 nucleotides. RefSeq lists its product as uncharacterized. Bases 1 to 4095 code for a protein of 1364 amino acids. The transcript has a single exon. Gene Ontology annotation, molecular function: protein binding. The record is from RefSeq and is a predicted model, not a curated record. NCBI's taxonomy places the organism in Eukaryota, Fungi, Ascomycota, Saccharomycetes, Saccharomycetales, Saccharomycetaceae.